GGCGACGACGAAAUUGAGGCGGCGGUUCGCGGCGAGAGCGGCGCCGCGGGGAGAGACCGUGAGCUCGGUAACCCACGUACAGCCGAGCCCGGAAGCAGGCCAUCAUCGCGCCAGCGAGCUCAGGCGAGAAGAAAACGGAGCCUUCGUCCUCUUCGACCAGAUGAGGCCGCGGCCGAAACUGCCGGCGUUCUGCGAAACGGGACGGCGUUAUCUCUCCGGAAGCGUCGCCGGCGGCUCCUCGAGCCCGAACCCACGACUCCUUUCGCAGACCCAGUACAGGAAGCAGGUCUCCCUCGCGAAUCUCUUCCAAAGGUACGGUUUUUCUCCGUCCCAGUCGCCUGAAUUCCUCGCAAAGAAUCGGUUCUUGCUGAAUGCUAGCUUGCCCGACACCGAGAGAUCGCUGAGCAUUUUGUCCUCGCUCAAGAUACCCAACGAAAUGGUGGUCUCUGUGAUGAGUCGGUGUCCUGGGGUUUUGGAACAUGAGUUCCUGAGGAGAUGGGAGGUGGUUUUUCGGGAGUUUGGCUUUCUUGGUGUUUCCUCUGCUGGCAUUAUGAGUACCCUCCAGGUUUCUAGGAAAUUCAACGUCGGUCCGGAAAGGUUCGGUAGUAUUUUCAAAGCUUUGAAGGGUUUAGGAGUUCAGGAUUGCACUUAUUGCAGGAUAUUGGAGGAGUUUCCUGAAGUUAUUGCAAUGUGGGAGAGUGAAAUUUCGAGGAAAGUCGAUUUCUUGGAGGGAAUCGGCAUACCGAAUGCUGCGAUGGACCGUGUGUUUUGCGCUUUUCCUGGCAUUUUGGGAUUGAGCGUGGAGGAUCGAUUGAAGCCGCUGAUUGUUGAGUUUAGGCAUUUGGGUUUUGAUAAAGGCGUGGCUCGGGAAGAGAUUCUUAGAGAGCCUAGAGUUCUCGGCAUGGAGCUUGGGGAACUCUCGCGUUGCUUGGAACUGCUGCGGACUUUGAAAUGCCGAGAGCCGAUUAAAGCAAAGAUUUUGAGUGGAGGUGAAUUCAGAGCUGGGUUCCAAGUGAAAUUGAGGCUCGACUGCUUGUGCAGGCAUGGUUUGAUUCGCAGAGAUGCUUUUAAAGUGUUGUGGAAAGAGCCGAGAUUGAUUGUAUAUCAGACAGGGGAGAUUGAGAGGAAGAUUGAUUUCUUGGUAAACAAUAUGAACUAUGAUGUCGAGUGUCUAGUUGAGGUACCUGAGUAUUUAGGCGUGGAUUUUAAAAAACAGAUCCUUCCUCGAUACAAUGUGAUUGAGUACUUAAGAUCCGUCGGGGGACUAGGCGAUCCAGUAGGCCUGAAAAAUUUGAUAAAGCCUAGCAGGCUAAAAUUUUACAACUUGUAUGUCAAGCCAUAUCCAGAGUGCGAAAAGAUUUUCAGAAGAUAUGAAGGAGACGAAGCUAAGAAGCGGCAUCCAGUGGGACUGUGGAAGCUCUUCAAACCACAAAAGUAUCCCCAGUCCAAGGAUGAUGCAGAAAACAUAAGGUCCUUUAUGGAGUUGGGUGGCUAGGAUGGGAAAGUUGUAGCAUCUCAUCCAUUAAUAUACUUCAAACUGAGGAUCGUGAGUGGCUCACAUCUAUGUGAACCAUCUACGGGUACCACAUCAGCAUGGUCAUUUAUAACCGGGGUUUGACACUCAAUUGUUGCAUCUCUAGGAAACGCGUCAUCGGCAAGUAUCAAUUUGUUCUUGCUAUACGGAGGAGACGUCGAACAAGACCCAUUCUGCUCUUCUUCAUUCUGGUCAAGUUGCUUAUAGACUGCUUUCUUCAAAACUAAGUGAAACUGAUAAAAUGAGUUAAAAGUCAUUUUGCAACACAAUAUUAAAGAUAUAUAUGCAGGUGGAUUGUGAAAAACAUUUUGAUUUUCUAGUUUUUAUUCUGUGGCACUAAUUUUAUAGAUGUGUUUAGCCCUAAACUCUUGUCCUUUGUUUUGUACUUUAUUACUUUGUCAAAUUUUGUCUCAUGGACUUGAUCUUUUUUUACUUUACCUUAUCAAUUCUUGUAAGAUGGAGUUGCUCGUGUAGCGAAGCUUAUUCUUGUAAAAUCUGUUGGUGAGGCUGUCAAUUCUGUGUUAUGUGUGAGGCCUUUCAGAAAAUUUUUUAACAUGCCCAGUCCCAAAACUGUUGCUUUAGUGGGAACUAAUAAACUUGAUGCUUUAGUUUUAAUUCAUUUCUAUUGGAGGUAUUUGUGAUAUUUAUAUCUAUCGUGGCUUAUAUAUCUGUAUUCUUGUAAGCUGGAGUUGCUACUGUAGCGAAGCUUAUUCUUGUAAAAUCUGUUGGUGAGGCUGUCAAUUCUGUUGUAUGUACGAGGCCUUUCAGAAAAAAUUUUAACGUGCCCGGUCCCAAAAUUGUUGCUUUAGUGGGAACUAAUAAACUUGAUACUUUAGUUUUAAUUCAUUUCUAAUGGAGGUAUUUGUGAUAUUUAUAUCUAUCAUGGCUUAUAUAUCCGUAUCUUUACUUCUAUAAAACAGUAUUCAGUGGACAAACUUGCUUGUUGUUUCUAAGUUCACAAUAUCCUUGAUGUUUUACUUGCAAUUGUAUAAUAUAUCAAGUUAUGAUCCCAUAUCAAGAAAUUAACCAACGAAGUAUGUACAAAUUAUGCAAAUGCGACGUAUUUUUUACUGUUCAGCAAGUGUAUUAUUGAUGAUAGGUAAUAAUAAUACGCAGCUCCCGAGACUCAUGUAGGAGCAGCUUUGCAUGUAGUCUCAUCAUUUCAAGGCUUCUUAGAGUGUUAAGUCCUUUCUCCUAUCAGGAUAGACUGAUUGGAUAAUUUUUGCAAGUGACAAUGUGAGCUUAAUAACAGGGCAGGAUUUUUCUUUAUAUUGCUUUUCGUCAUUUGCAGCUUUAUUUACUAACUUUGAUAGCCCUUAUACACCUAUACACCUAUAACUGUGCUGUCAGCCUGAUAAAAUGUCAAAAUAUGCAACGAACUCUGGAGACAGGAAUCUUUAAUCUACUACAUUAUUAUAUUGGACCAUGUAGGCCUUUUCCUCAAGGAUAGAUAAUUUGGUGAAUUUUCUCUCUCUUUAGACCUGACAAAUGCAUUCCGGUUGUUUGGUCUGCUUAAUCCCAUUAUGGUAUAUGUUGAUGGGGUUUUAGUUGUUGUCAUAACACAGAAGGUGAGAUGCAAGGGAAGUUUCAAAUGGUGGUUGUCAGGCAUACUGGCCAUGCCAUUCAGGUUUACAUGACUCCCCAAUGUUAAAUUGCUUUUUAGUCUAGAUUUGUCUUUAUGAUAUUAAAAAUUUUAAUGCGGACAAUAUACAGGUGGAUAUACAUGAUGAAUACGCUAGACUGAUGGUUAAUUUAUUUCUCGCAACAGAAUAGGCCCUCAUGGAGUCAAGGUAAAUAACUAUGCGGAGCUUUUAGCUUUUUGCAUUCAGUUUUAGAGUUGAGGCAUUGUUACUAUGAUCUCCUUACUCCAAUUAUAUGGAGGCACUGCCUGAAUGAUGUAGAAAAUAAUGAAUUAAUGCAUGAAAAUUUGGAAUUAAUAUGAAGCAGAUGAAUUUGUUUGAUCUAUUGAAUACUCUGUGACAAAAAGAAAAAACAAACGAAUGCUCAAAUGGAGUCACCUGUAAAUGCUGUUAUAACUCAUGGUGUCAAAUUUACAAGCAUGACUAGGAAAUUUGAUCUUACCUAGCUGUGAUUAGAACUGGUAGUUUUGGUUCAGUUUCAGGGUCAGGAAACCUGUAGAAGUACUCUGUUCAGUUUGGGUGUCGGGAGAAACCCGUACCGGAUUGUUGACUGGGUAAUGUUAAAAAUCCCAAGUUUAGGUAAAACAAUGGGGAAAAAUAUUCGGAUUUCCCGGACUAGAUCUAUCUGAAAUGCAGUUGAAUCUGACUUGGUUGUCGAACAAUUGAGAGACGUAGUGAAGUGAAUUGGUCAAUCUCUCUAAUGUCACUUCGGUGUAAGCAACCAUUGACUGCAGCUUUUUGCCAACCUGGGACGACCAUAUUCUUAUUUCCGGUGCAUACAGUUAUAAAUUGCAACAGUUUUCUGCUUAACACUAUCCUGAUAUAUGCUGCAGAUCCCGGGAUUCAGCCAUGGAGAUCUUGAAUCGAGAGUGCCAUCGAUGGCUGAAGGCUGCGACAACCUUGUGGUACAAGAGUACUAGAUAUCGCCUUGCAUCUUGAGUUUAUUCCUUUUCACUUCAUUCUUUGGCGGAAAUGGGAACAGCAGCUCAUAUUGAGGUUAACUUGCAUAGAGUUAGGAGUCCGUAUUACUGGACUUAUCAAAUUCAUCAUCUCCGUCGUCGAUGAUGGUCUCACAUCCGGGAGUUUGUUUCUGAAGUUGCCUCUAAUAAUACAAACAAGGAGCUUUGCCAGUGUCCCAAUGCCUGGUUCUUGUGAUUGAGUAAAUGAAGGCUGCAGUUUCUAGCU
Molecule: messenger RNA, 4359 nt
Organism: Syzygium oleosum
Lineage: Eukaryota; Viridiplantae; Streptophyta; Magnoliopsida; Myrtales; Myrtaceae
Product: transcription termination factor MTERF15, mitochondrial
Exons: 2
Coding region: 161-1495 (444 amino acids)
Biological process (GO): regulation of DNA-templated transcription
Molecular function (GO): double-stranded DNA binding
Source: RefSeq, a predicted model, not a curated record